GCAGGCGAGGGCUCCGCGGCUCCCUUACCACGCGUUCCCUUCCACGUUCGCAGGGCGGCGAGUGGCGGCGCGAUGGACCUGGCGGGGCUCCUGAUGGACGAAGAAGGCACCUUCUCCCUCACCGGCUUCCAGGACUUUACGUUCCUCCCAGGACACCAGAAACUGAGUGCUCGGAUCCGAAGGAGACUCUACUAUGGCUGGGACUGGGAAGCUGACUGCAGCUUGGAGGAACUCUCCAGCCCCGUCGCAGACAUUGCUGUGGAACUGCUCCAGAAGGCAGCCCCCAGCCCUAUUCGCCGGCUGCAGAAGAAAUAUGUAGCUCAUGUGUCCCGGGAGGCGUGCAUCUCCCCGUGCGCCAUGAUGCUUGCUCUGGUGUACAUCGAGCGGCUCCGGCAUCGAAACCCAGACUACCUACAGCAUGUGUCAUCCUCUGACUUGUUCCUGAUCUCCAUGAUGGUGGCCAGUAAGUACCUCUAUGAUGAAGGGGAGGAGGAGGAGGUCUUCAACGAUGAAUGGGGCGCUGCAGGGGGCGUGGCUGUGCCCACUCUCAACGCCCUGGAGCGGGGCUUCCUGAGUGCCAUGGAUUGGCGCCUUUACACUGAUCCUCGGGAUAUCUUUGAGGUGCUGAGCUGGCUGGAGAGCUGUGUGGCUGAGCAGCAGGGGCGGCGGCGGGGCUGGUACACCUACACAGACCUGUGUGUGCUGCUGGAGCAACCGGCCUGGCAGUUGGCCCUGGGCUCCCUCUGCCAGCGCCUGGCAAAGCUGUCCUGCCUGUUAGCUAUGACAUAUGUGAGUAGCGUGGCCCUGGUGGUGGCCUCAGUGGCCGUAAUUCACCAGUCCUUGGGGCUGUCCUGCAGCCCCUCACCAGGUCCCCCAGACCUUGGACUGGCCUCCAGGUGCCUCUUGGAACCCUGCAUACCUUCUUCUGUGCCACAGUGCCUGCCAUGUCCUGUUAAUGUCUCCGGUGGCCUAGAAGGCGACACAGGGCUGCGUUCACUCUGGGGCAGUCUCCUGGCCUCACUGACUCCUCCACCAUUGCCUCCCCCAGACCCUCCUGCCCCUCCCACUCUUCUCCAGAACUGUCCCCUUUGCCAGAAGCUCCAGAGAGACUCCCCAAGCUGCCAUGCCUGCCACCACUCCAACCAUACAGUCCCCACUGGGCCCCCCAAACCUGGGUACCACUCCCAUGGCCUGGCUCCACCCUGGCCCUGGAGCCCAAUGCCCCCCCUGCUUUCCCAGCCCCAGCAAUGUUCCCUUUUCAGUGUCAUGGAGUUAGCCCGUCUCAAGUCUUUCAUUUUCCCAGGUUAGGCAGGCCUCCAAGGAAUGCAGUAAGAGGAUCUGGGAGUCCCUGAGAACCUGGAGGGGCAAAGCUUGAUUUAGAUCCUCUCUACCUCUCUGGGUCCUUGGCUGGUCCCUGUCCUCUUAGGUGAUGGAGCUUAAGGGGUUGUGGGGCAGAAAGACUGAAGGUCACUCACUCUCCUAGACCUCAGUGGCUGGCUGCUUGGCCAGGGCAGUGAUGGUACCAGGGGAAGCUUCAGCUUGGUGACCACAGCCAGCCAGAGGAGAAGCCCCUGUCUCUCUACCUCCCUGGCUUCUAGACUUUUGCGUUUGAGUUCCCUAGGAUGGAAGGGUAAAAGUGGGGUGAGGGAGAGAGGGGACGUUGACUGGGGGCCUGUGUGAUGUCCCUGAAGCAGGAGAGCCAGGGACGGAUAAGGCUAAGGUGGGAUCUGCCGAGGGAAAGUGGGGGGGCGUGGGGGGAGGGGGAACCCUCUCCACACCCAUCCCCCCGGAUAUAGCCUAAAGGAGCCAGGGACUAUUGGGACCUUCAGCCUUUCCCUUUUGUCUUCCAACCUCUUCUUAAUACCUUGCUCCUGGGCUUCCCUUUCUUCCGGUUUUCUCCUGGGUGUUCUCUUCACAGGCCACUCUGGCCACCGCUUUGUAUCUGGGUUUUUCACGCUUUUGUAGAACUGAGGUUUCAAUAAACAGUUUAAGUUGCAUGGCCUGGAUUCUUUCUUCUGCAGCAGCCCUGGAAGAAUCUCCCCACCCCCUGUCCCAUAUCUGGAUUCUAAGCCUUUCUACUUCCUGAGCCCGUCAUCUUGCAAC
Molecule: messenger RNA, 2103 nt
Organism: Odobenus rosmarus divergens (Pacific walrus)
Lineage: Eukaryota; Metazoa; Chordata; Mammalia; Carnivora; Odobenidae
Gene: CNPPD1
Product: cyclin Pas1/PHO80 domain containing 1
Exons: 8
Coding region: 73-1308 (411 amino acids)
Biological process (GO): regulation of cyclin-dependent protein serine/threonine kinase activity
Cellular component (GO): nucleus; cyclin-dependent protein kinase holoenzyme complex
Molecular function (GO): protein kinase binding; cyclin-dependent protein serine/threonine kinase regulator activity
Source: RefSeq, a predicted model, not a curated record